Molecule: messenger RNA, 1213 nt
Organism: Xylaria bambusicola
Lineage: Eukaryota; Fungi; Ascomycota; Sordariomycetes; Xylariales; Xylariaceae
Product: camp-dependent protein kinase catalytic subunit
Exons: 4
Coding region: 1-1173 (390 amino acids)
Biological process (GO): peptidyl-serine phosphorylation
Cellular component (GO): nucleus; cAMP-dependent protein kinase complex
Molecular function (GO): ATP binding; cAMP-dependent protein kinase activity
Source: RefSeq, a predicted model, not a curated record
AUGCACAACACUAAGCCCGGUCCACCAGGUCCAGUGCCGGGAGUCGCACAAGACCCCAAUCCCCUCUCCGUCAUAGCUGCCACAGACGCUGCUGGCGGGGCUGCGCAGCCAGACCACCGCCCUGAGAGCGAGGAUGCGGGGCCCAAAGUACCACCGCAGCAUCAGCGAGUGAAAUUGAGCGACUUUGCUCUUGUCCGAACCCUCGGUACCGGCACCUUUGCACGAGUCUGUCUUGUGCGCCCGGCUGUUGGGAACGACCAAGAUAAAGAGCAGGUUUUCGCCUUGAAGAUCUUGCGAAAGACCGAAGUCAUCAAACUCAAACAAAUCGACCACGUUCGGGACGAGCGCCGAAUCCUAAGCGAUGUCGCCGGCCACCCCUUUAUCACGAGGCUAAUCACAACCUUCUCCGACCACGACUCUCUCUACAUGUUGCUGGACUAUAUACCUGGCGGAGAACUAUUCAGCUACUUGCGGAGGCAUCGCCGAUUCCCAGAAGAAUGGGCGCAAUUCUAUUCUGCCGAAAUUGUCUUGGUGCUCGAGUUUUUACAUGAGCAUCAAGGCGGCGUAGCAUACAGAGAUCUCAAGCCUGAGAAUCUACUUCUGGAUGGCCAGGGCCACGUCAAAUUAGUAGAUUUUGGUUUUGCGAAGAGGCUGGGGAGUAAAGAUGAUAGGCCAGUCGAGACAUACACCCUUUGCGGAACCCCUGAAUAUCUCGCGCCCGAGGUAAUCCAAAAUAAAGGGCACACCACAGCUGUCGAUUGGUGGGCCUUGGGAAUACUGAUAUACGAAUUUCUUACGGGGUAUCCUCCUUUUUGGCAUCAAAAUCCCAUUGAAAUUUACAAGCAGAUCAUUGAAAAGCCAGUUCUCUUCCCUCAAGAGCCGCCCAUUUCUCCGAAUGCGCAGCAUAUCAUUCGUUCCUUUUGCACGGUAGACCGCUCAAGGCGCUUAGGGAAUAUCAGCGGCGGCUCCCAACAGGUCAAAUCUCAUCCAUUCUUCCACGGCAUCGACUGGGAAGCUCUAUACCAUCGCCAGAUCCGCCCGCCCAUACAGCCGAACGUGCGAUAUCCUGGGGACGCACAGUGCUUUGACGUAUAUCCUGAAGAUGACGGAAAGAGGGAACCAUAUACUGAGUCCAUGAUUGAACAGUUCGACCAUCUAUUUAAUAGUUUUUGAAAAUGAGAAGAAGAAAAAAGAAAGAAAAAACAUCACAAAA